This is a messenger RNA of Entrophospora sp. SA101, 297 nucleotides long. NCBI's taxonomy places the organism in Eukaryota, Fungi, Glomeromycota, Glomeromycetes, Entrophosporales, Entrophosporaceae. The record is from the annotation of a GenBank genome assembly.
AUGGCUCCAAAUUCAGUUUCCGUGGCACUUGGCUCUUUAACAAAAAGUUUCAAAAGAACCAGCAAGGAUCUAUUAAAAGCAUUCUCAUUAACAAGUAAUAGCGACAAAGAUGAUAACGAUAAUGAUAAUAAUCAACAAACAGUUAUUACUACCGCUAAAAACGACGAUGACAAUAAUUCCAAUCAGGCUACCACUAGUUAUGAAAAGUCAUUACACGCAUCAGUUGUUAGCAAAGAAAUUUUUGUGGGUGUUGAAUUAACGGAAAUUGAAUAUGACAAUACAAUCAAACAAAACUAA